Messenger RNA from Eubalaena glacialis (North Atlantic right whale), 2341 nucleotides. RefSeq names its product spermatogenesis and oogenesis specific basic helix-loop-helix 2 (gene SOHLH2). Gene Ontology annotation, cellular component: nucleus. Gene Ontology annotation, molecular function: RNA polymerase II cis-regulatory region sequence-specific DNA binding; protein dimerization activity; DNA-binding transcription factor activity, RNA polymerase II-specific. Gene Ontology annotation, biological process: regulation of DNA-templated transcription; spermatogenesis. Bases 94 to 1374 code for a protein of 426 amino acids. Lineage: Eukaryota; Metazoa; Chordata; Mammalia; Artiodactyla; Balaenidae. The record is from RefSeq and is a predicted model, not a curated record. The transcript has 11 exons.
CAUUGGCGCGCGGCGGGCGGCGGACGCGACGGGCUGGCUGCGAGCUCCUCCCGUGGCGAGGCUGCCCCAGGACCCGCACGUGGGCAACGGGCCAUGGCGGACUCAAUUAUCGGCCCGGAGCUCGGCCAAACCCCUGAGCUGGCAAAAAUAGACCUCUUAUUAGUUGGCGAUGUCACUGUUCAGUACCUGGCUGAUAUUGUACAGAAAUUCUUUUCAAAUUUAGCAAAAGUCACCGUCACCAUUAGUGAUGCGAAGAAGGCAGCAGCACUUGUGGAUGAUAGCACGUUCAACAUGGUUUUUCUGAAGUUGACUUCUUUACCAACUGCCGAGGAGCUGAAAGCUGUCAGAUUAAUUAGAUCUGGCAAGAAAAAAAAUACACAUUUGCUCUUUGUUUUUAUAAUCCCUGAGAACUUUAAAGGUUGUGUUUCAGGUCACGGAGCUGAUAUUACUUUAACUGAACCACUGACAGUGGAAAAAAUGAGUGUUGUGAUAAAAUACUGGAAAACAUGUUUCUCAAAUACUGUUAAGAAUGAAAUUUCUGUGAAGCCUGAAGAACCUGAAUUGCCCCUGCAGAAGUCCUGCAGUGAACACCUGAGAUAUUUUUCUACUGAUCUAUUUGCUUGCUCUGAAUCUCUAAGAAAUGACAUUGGGCUUGAAUUAAAGAUUCCGUUGUCAAAUUUCGAGAAAAACAAAAAGAUUUCUCUUCUUCACUCAAGCAAGGAAAAGCUGAGAAGAGAACGAAUCAAGUAUUGCUGUGAGCAGCUGCGUACCCUGUUGCCGUAUGUGAAGGGGAGAAAGAAUGACGCAGCUUCGAUUCUCGAGGCAACAGUUGACUACGUGAAGUAUGUCCGGGAGAAAAUCCCUCCAGCCAUCAUGGGCCAGAUUACAGAAGUACUUCAGAGCAAUAGGAGGUUUUGUAAGAAACAACAAAUGCCCAUCCAGCUAUCUGCCCCUGGCACGUUUAUGGCACAAAGAGAAAACAGUGUGUUGACAAGCACUUAUUCACCUGUGAGAGGGAUCAGAUUCCUGGCUAAUAAGCGCUUGAACGUGUACUCUGUUCCUGCCUCCGGGGCUCCCUUGGAUGAAGCUGUGAGAGGUCAGUUGAGCUCUGCGUCAGAGAACACUAUUGGCGCCGUGUAUAAAACCCGAAUCCCUAGCACAGCUCUCUCUCUUAAUUCCUUCCAUGCUGUCAGAUACUAUUCUAAAGUCGUCCCUUCCUAUGAUGCCGCUGCCGUAACAAAUCAGAACAUUUUGGUGCAUUUUCCAACAGCUGUGCCCAAAGUCUCGAAGUUUCUUCCUCAGCACUGCAAUUCUGUGUUGGGCCAGGCGUGCGCAGCACACCCCAACUGUCUGCAACAGUUUUGGGCGUAUUAAUAGCACAUGUUUGAAAUUCACACUCUAGACCACCUAUUGGGUGCCGUUUGACAAUACGGGAAGAAUGGAACAAAGAAUGAUCUUGAAAGCUACACCCAGAGACCUAAUAUCAAAAGGGUUUGCAUUGUAUGGCUUCUGAUAAAUGUGCUAAAAGCUUCUACAGUCAGAAAGACAGGCAGCAAAAGUGCUAGCCAUAGGUUUUUACUUAUCUUCACACAUACUUGGAUCUCCCCCAUCCCAGGUGCUACAAGAACAAACGGCCUAGGUGACCUAGACUUUUUUUUUUUUCUCAAAAAAUAUUCCACAAUUUAUGCAAAAGGUACACGAUAAAGAAGAUCCACGUAGACUGGGUAAAGUGCAUUGGUGUCACUAAGUACAGAUAUUGCAACUUGAUUCUUAUUUUUAGUAUCACUGUGAAUUACUGUCACUUAUUUCUAGGUGGUAUCUUUUCCAGAUUUGACAUUUUAGAGAGCUUCCUUCAUUAUUCACUAUUCAAACUCAGAUACCAUAGUUCGAGAGAGGUGUUUACCUCCUCACUUGACUACUAAUGAAUAAAUUGACAUGUUUGUUUCUGCAUUUUACCAUCCCUUGAGUGAAAUGACAGCUAAUAGGUAAAUUUUUCUUUCUGGAUCUUUAGUUACAGGCUAGCAGGUCUUUCUUUGUUUUUCAUCUCCUUCUCCCUAUGGGUAUCAGAAAAGAUUGUUGAAAAUAAGGGGAGAAAAAUGUUUGUUUUAUAUUUCACUAAAAUGUUCUUAUGCAUAAUAUAAGUAUUAUUGUUAAAGAAAAUAUUCAGUUCUGACCCUCAAAACGGUAACCCAUUUUUGUUCUGUUUAAUAAAUAUGUGUUCCCUCUUUUAGUAGUACUGUGUAGGGACUUUAAUUUUACUAGAUUUUUGAGAAGUUGGAAAAUUACUUUUGGCAUAGCCUAAUUUUCAUGUUAAAUUGUAUAACUUUUCUUUGAGGAUGGC